Molecule: messenger RNA, 580 nt
Organism: Camelina sativa (false flax)
Lineage: Eukaryota; Viridiplantae; Streptophyta; Magnoliopsida; Brassicales; Brassicaceae
Source: RefSeq, a predicted model, not a curated record
UACAAUCGACACUCAAAAGAAGAAUUUUUGAUGGAUGCGAAAUCAGAUAACGUUACCACUGCUAACAGGCGGUGAAGAGAAAUUGCGAGCUUGAAUCUGAGAUCCAUGGCGUCUCGCUAUUUCUCUUCUUCACCGCGUGCUGGGUCGGGAGCCGGAGGAAGUGUUUUGGCAACCGGUGAAUUGAAGAGUAUUGUGAAUACGAUGGUUACGGAGUCUCCUAAUGUUCGGUUUGUCGCAUCUGCAUGUUUUGGAUAUGGGUGCUACCUUGUCUCGAACUAUGUGGAGUCCCGAAAAAAGAACAACGCACUUGAGGAAGCAAUAAAACUCCGGCGUGAUCGUCACGAGGAAGUGGUAGCCAAGGCCAAGUCUGUUCUGCGGGGGAAGAAAUGAUUUUUAGAAGAGACGACAAGUUAGUGUUUGGUUUUUGUGUGUGUGUUGUUUGCUCCUGUAAAAGAAAACAAAAUCCAUGGUUGUGAUUAUUCAGAAGUUGCGUUGUCAUUUAUUUUUUUUAAGUAUUUUGCAUCUUCUGUUUCUUGUCUCUUGAGAAAUAUUUAUGGAAUCUGCUGCACCUUUCUUUGUA